Trametes versicolor FP-101664 SS1 is the source of this 3468-nucleotide messenger RNA. RefSeq lists its product as uncharacterized. Gene Ontology annotation, biological process: vesicle-mediated transport. The transcript is spliced from 9 exons. Gene Ontology annotation, cellular component: cytosol; endocytic vesicle. Gene Ontology annotation, molecular function: small GTPase binding; guanyl-nucleotide exchange factor activity. NCBI's taxonomy places the organism in Eukaryota, Fungi, Basidiomycota, Agaricomycetes, Polyporales, Polyporaceae. The record is from RefSeq and is a predicted model, not a curated record. Bases 1 to 3468 code for a protein of 1155 amino acids.
AUGUCUAGACGCGACCCUCUCUUCCCUGCGGGCUCCAUCGGUCGCUCCGGCCUUGCCAUCCAGCGCGAUACCUCUCACGAAAGCUUGACUGCCCAUCCUCUCCUCUCCCCCGCCCCGGCAAUUUCACCCUCGCCCUCCACAUCGCCCUCUACUGCAGCCGUUUCGACUACGGUUGAUACGCCGCUUGCUGGUGCCGUGGCACCGGGGCCGCGGUAUGUGCCAUACACACCUAGACAACGGGGAGCACCAUCCCCGGCAACCACUACCACCACCACGGGCGCGUCUAUGCAUCCGGCGGCACCUCCAGAUCGUGACGCAGCGAACAGGUUACAGCUGAUGAACCUUAAAGCCGCGGCGCAGAAGGAUGGGCUUGAUGCGGCAAGUACAGGCUGGCUCAUACUGGAGAAGUUCGCGCUGGAGGCGGAGCGUUUGCCCGAAUGGAACGAGGUGUGGAACGCUGUCGUAGACGGCAAGGCCACACUCUUGCUGCCCCGCGACCAGCAUCCGGCGAAUGUGUCCAUCACGCCAGAUUUCAUCAAGGACCACGUCGCGUUCUGCGAUGCAAGCGCGGCAUCCCGGACCACGAGUGUCACAACUCUAUCAGGGCUUCGCGGCUCAAUCACAGAGAAUGCACUGACAUUCCGGUCGACCUUAUCACCGGCCUCAAAGCCAUUUCAAGCAUUGCUGAGUCCAUCUACACGAGCGUCGGCGUACGCAGCCCUCGCUCCGCUCCCGCGACCCCUGUCGUCUUCGCCAACUGCACAUCCAUACCCUUCUUUCGCAGUACACGCGCACGUCGCUAACCUCCCGCUCCCACCCCGGCCUGCACCGCAUUCUAAGGGUCCCCCGCUUCCUCCACGCCCUCCGGUGCGACCCGGCAUCUCCACCCAACCCGCUGGCAGCACAAGUACUGCAGCGCGACUCUCCAACCCCUUCGCGUCACUUUUCGGCCGUGCUAAUGUGAGCACGCCGACUCCUCCCGCAAGUCCGACGACGGGGCCUUUGGCGCUUCCCACCGAGAGCCCGGCGACGUCACCUGGUUUGUCGACCUCGCCCGCCGGUACUCCUCCUGUUCCUAGCACUGAGCAUAGCACGCCACACAACGUUCCGGCAUAUGUCAUAAGCGCACGCAUACAGCGCGCGCAGGUGCUAGCUGGGAUUGCGAAUGCCCUGAAAGGAGAGCUCGAGGACGUCUUGACGAGCGAGGGGGUGCCGCUGUGGGCCAGGGAGAAGGUCAUCGCAUGGUCCCACUUCCUAGCGCCGGUGGUCCCGGGCAAGCCUGCGCCAGUAACGGGCGCGAGGCGUGUCAGCGGACUCGGUCCCACUGGAAGUCCAGGACGGAAGGCCUCAGACACACCGACAUGGGAGAUCGCGGGCGACCUGACAGCCGCCGUCGUAGAGGGCGGAACUGAGGAGGUCGCGCGCAAGAUGCAGGAGUUCUGGUACGAGCUCGAGGAUGAGGUCGGCAAGCGGUGGGCAGAGGACGUUGCUCGAGAGCGCCAGAAAGGCAGGCGGUGGCGUAGGCACCCGAAAGCUGGCAGCGGAAGCGAGGGUGAGAGCGAGAGAGACAAGGAGGAGAAGGAGACCGAGCGGGAUGCGAGCGAGCAGCAGGAGAAAGAGGGCAACACGGACGAGGAGCGAGACAGUCCGAAGUCGCUGCAUGUGACGCGCGUCAUGGACGCCGUGGAGAGGGUGAUUUGCUCGCUCUUCUACGACAGACUUUUCCUACCGCCUGGUUCAGACGAUGUGUCUCACGACGAGGCGCUGUCUAGUCGCAUUGCAGCAGUCAACUUGCUGGACCUUGGACUUGGUCAUUUGGGCGUCGAGGUAGGCCGCGCUACGAGAGAGGUUGAGGCAUUGGUCAAGGCAUGUGGGCAGACCCUUAUGCAACUUGACUCCGUAUGCCGCGCUCCAGCCGACAAAGCUGGAGUGCUGGUAUCGGUGCAUAAGAUCCUCGUAGAUGGCCUUUCGAAGCUGCCGCCUUUGCGCCUGAGGGCGGAGGACGAAAUGGCGGACGAGAAAACACCCCGUGCGAGUUCGUUCAAUCGCAACCAGGGGUCCGACGACGACGAUUCGGACAGGGCUGUCUCUCCUCCGCCUGCAGUCAUCGUCUCCCCCGAUAGCGAAAGCCCAGCUGCCGAAUUGCAACCCUUGGCCCCCAGCGAUCACCCAGGACUGCUCACGCCCGACAAUGCCUCUGCCAACUCCGACUCAAUACGGACACCCUCUCCCAUUCUGACCGUCUCCCCGCCGCCCGAGGCCCCGUCGCGCCCACUGUCCCCUGUCACGACGCCGACGCCCGUCUCAGGCGAUAUCAUUCUCCCGCUAUUGAUAUUCGCCGUGGUGAAGGCGAACCCGCCUCACCUCGUGUCGCACCUCCUUUUCACCCAACGCUUCAGGCGCGAGCGGGCCGCCGGAGGCGAGGAGGGCUAUUGUCUCGUAAAUCUCAUGGCCGUUGCCGAGUUCCUGGAGAACGUCGACCUCGCCGCGCUGGGCCUGGGCGAAAGCGAGAAGAUGGUGAUUAGCACCGCAGAACUCUCUCCCAUCCCUAUCAACCGCGCGGGCUCGGAGUCGGGCUCGCCGCGCAUGCCCCAAGCGAGCUUGCGCGGCCGCGUAGAGCAGCAAGUCGACGCGCUCGCAGGCUCCGCGAACAAGGUGCUCACGGGCGUCGUCGACACGUCCUUCGGUGUCUUGCGUGCGUUCCUCCCUGGGCAGACGUCGGACACGAACCCGGAGGGCGUCGCCACGCCGCCCGUCGACGCCGACCAGGGCGCAGCCCCAUGGAACAUCGCACAGCCGCGCUUCGGUCUUCUGCGGCGCGACACGCACUUCUCGAUCGCAAGCAUCGCAGCAUCUCUGCCGGGGCGCUCGAAGUCGGCGCCAACGGAGGAGGCGGGACAGCAGAUGAUGGAUGUCCCUUCGCGGCCAGGCUCGAGCCGCUCGAUGCUCCCGGAAGACGGGACGACAUCCGAGGAUGAGGAUGAGGAGGACGACGAGGAUGAUGAAGAGGAGGAGGAAGAGGAGGAAGGACACGAUACGCGGAGCAUCCGGAGCUUCGAGAGCAUGAUGAGCCAGCGUAGCCGGCAAGCCCGGAAGCGCAAAGCUGCGUCUGCGAGUGGGCGAAAAACGCUCGCAGACCGUCUUGCGAGUGUCCCUGGGCUAUCGCGGUUGUCUCAGUCCGCUCCCGGCGAGCCACCAAAGGUGCGCCACUUCGUCAUGUCGCCGACGGGCUCUCGCCGCUCGUCAUUAAUGGUGCCUCCCCACGGGGCGGGCAGUUCCAAGCAAGUCGAGUCGCCUGUGUCUUCGCGGCCGCAGUCCCCUAUUGCGAUUCGGAUAUCGCCCCCCAACAGUCGAUUCUUGAACUGCAGCGAGGAUGAUAUCAAGGUGUCGGAAGUCGGCGAGCUGCUAAGGGAGUACAAACGACUUGUAGAGGCUGUGAGGGCUGCGGGUGGGUUCCACGAAGAAUAA